This is a messenger RNA of Penicillium odoratum, 2211 nucleotides long. Its product is annotated as putative metalloreductase transmembrane component. NCBI's taxonomy places the organism in Eukaryota, Fungi, Ascomycota, Eurotiomycetes, Eurotiales, Aspergillaceae. Gene Ontology annotation, cellular component: plasma membrane. Gene Ontology annotation, biological process: intracellular iron ion homeostasis; copper ion import; iron ion transport. The coding region runs from base 1 to 2211 and encodes 736 amino acids. Gene Ontology annotation, molecular function: ferric-chelate reductase activity. The record is from RefSeq and is a predicted model, not a curated record. The transcript has a single exon.
AUGUUGGACCAACUGAUUUCUCUCACCAAGCGUGUCUAUGUCGAGGUAACAGCCUCGACCACAACAGCCGAGCAGAAUGAAAUGAAUCGAGACUCUUUCCGUAGGGCUGCCAAAUACGGAUAUGGGUUCAUAUAUUUCGCAAUCGUCCUACUGGCCAUCACCACUCUUAUUCGACUCUACCAAGGCUAUAGCGACAAGAAACGGAUUAUAUUACACAAGGAGACUAUUUCUCAAAUGUUCCAUGGCUCCUCAACACCAGACGAGUAUGAGCUUCCAAGUGCAGGCACUGAUGCUUCAAGCAUGCAAUUCUUCCCGCCAACAAUAUCGCAUCCGGUCCCGAAGCGCGAAUCCGUCAUUCAAAGAGUUAUCCGCUUGAACAAAGUGAUCGCAUUCUUUCGAUGGAUCUUCUAUCGCCCGAUUCCUACGCUAAAAUUUAGAGGCAUGGAAUUUGUUUUCCCUUCUCUGGCUGUGGUGGCCGUGGUAGCAGCAGCUUUCAUCUUCGUCACUUUAUACUGCUUUGUCCCCCAGCCACUGUACUAUUGGUACAUUUCUCUAGGGUCGCCACCGCUCGCUGUUCGUGCUGGCAUGCUGGCUGUUGCCACUAUCCCGUGGAUUGUUGCACUGGCCACCAAAGCAAAUUUCAUCACGAUGAUGACCGGACUAGGCCAUGAGCGGCUGAAUGGAUUGCAUCGCUGGUUGUCCUAUAUUUGUCUCUUCCUCUGCAUUGUCCACGUGGUACCGUUUUAUAUCACUCCGAUCUGGACGGGUGAUGCCUCGAUCAACUACCGAAACUGGAUAACUCCAGGUAUUUACGUAUAUGGAAAUGGAUGGGCAGCCUUUGUACCUUUGAUUGUUCUCUGCGUUCAUUCACUUCCGUUCUUACGGCAACGAAUGUAUGAAUGUUUCAUCGUCAUUCAUAUCCCGGUUUCCUGGAUAUUCGUGGCAAUGAUGUUCUGGCAUAGCAAGAAUUACUUGAAGUCGUGGGCUUACCUUUGGACAACGGUGGCGAUCUUGAUUUCCACAUAUCUCAUUCGGCUGUUCUAUUUGAACUGGUCCAAUCCUUUCCGGCUAUCAUCCUUCUUGAUCGGAGAAGAAUGUGCUGUGACCCUUCUUCCGCAAAAUGCUGUCAAGGUGACAAUUCCGACGAAAAUGCGCUGGAGGGCUGGUCAGUAUGUCUACUUGCGCAUGCCCAGUAUUGGCUUCAUAGAGAGCCAUCCUUUCACGAUUGCGUCUCUUUGCAGUGAUGAUUUUCCAUCUGCGUAUGGUGAAAAGUACCGCGACAUGACACUUGUAUUCCGACCAUUUGAAGGGUUCACCCGCAAAGUUCUGAAGAAAUCGCUGGAGUACGGUCCUUUCAAAACAUAUACGGCAUAUCUGGAGGGUCCCUACGGCGGUAUGAAGCGUGACAUGGCCGCUUUCGAUGAUGUGGUGUUUUUUGCAGGUGGAAGCGGUAUUACUGCAAUUGCCAGCCAGCUGCUGGAUCUCAUAAAAAGGAUUCGGGAUGGCAAAGCUGUCACAAAGUCGAUCAAGGUUGUCUGGGCAUUACGGUCUGCCGAGACUAUGGGCUGGUUCUCUGAAGAACUCCGAAUUUGCCGCGACAGUGCACCGAUGAAUCUUGUGCACUGCCAUUUCUUCCUCACUGGGAUGCAACUGGCGGACCAAGCUGGUCGGGAUUUGGUACAGGAGAAGAUCUACGGCAUGCUCCAAGGCAUUGACAAGCGUAAUUCGGCCUAUAUUCGAGAAGAAGCUGCCGGCGACAUGGAACGCGAGAAGGAGCUACGCCGUGAGAACGAAGAUGGACUUACUGCUCUUCCAGGAGCAUAUACUGCGAACCAUGCGCCCAACACCAGACAUCAUUUUCAGUCUGGCACGAGCUCAUCGGACUCGCUUGCAAGCGUAAAUAGUCUUGGCUUCGAUUUUGGGUUCGGGAAAACAACGCCUGUGUCUCAGAAGCAAGAUAUGCCGCGCUAUGCUUCUUUCCAGCCGUCUCUGCGCAGGGAUAACUGGAAGACGGAUUACUUUCGGCCUAAUGUUGCCAAAAUGCUGAAUGACUACUCGAAAACCUUUGGGCGUCGUGCUUGUAUCUUUGUCUGCGGCCCACCGAGUCUGCGUGUCGAGGUGUCGAAUACCGUGGCAAAGCUACAGCUGCAGGUGCUGACUGACAGCUCCAAAGAUGAGAUAUUCCUGCACGCGGAGAACUAUAACCACUAG